AUGCAAGAUGAGGAGAGCGGUCGAAAGCCAAAGCUGCUUCGAUCGCCGGUUUCACCAACAAAGGAGGAAAUCGAAGAGCACGAAGCAACAGGGCACACCAUCCAUAGGACCUGGUGUGGCCACUGUAUGCGCGCUCGUGGACUGCAUGAGCGGCAUCCUAGCGAACCUGAACAAGGAAAAGAUGAACGUGGUUUGCCCAUCAUUUCAAUGGACUACUUUUGGAUGGGCAGGGAUUCGAAGAAUCGGCCAGAAGUUGAACCUGAAGGCGAAUUGCCUUCGUUGCAGGUCAAAGACGAGUACACUGGUUACAUGUGGUGCAGCGUGGUUCCAGCCAAGGGCGCAGACAACUACGCGGUGAACUUCGUCAUCCAGUGCCUUGAGGAGUCAGGGUACAGGAGACUGGUGCUGAAGUCGGACAACGAGAACUCGAUCAAGUCCCUCAAGGAGGCUGUGAAGAAAGGCAUCAAGACGGUUGAGAUCGUCUUGGAGGAGUCAAAGACAGGAGACUCGCAGGCAAACGGCGCUUGUGAAGUUGCUGUUAGAGAAACCAAAAGGCAGAUCAAGGCUAUGAAGAGUUCCCUGGAAGAAAAGCUGGGGAUUCAGGUGAGAGAUCGGCAUCCGAUUCUUGCAUGGGUCGGUCGUCAUGCUGAUUUCAUGAUCUCCCGCUUCAGAGUGGGAACGGACGGGCGAACGCCAUAUGAGCGUUCUCGCGGCAGACGGUGGAAACGACCAUCCGUCACUUUUGGUGAAAGAGUGUGGUUCAAGCCUCUGAAGAGCUAUCUGGAAGGGCCCUAUGACACGAUGCGGGAAGGCAUGUUCAUGGGGGCCCAUGGUCGCAAUGGCGACGCACUGGUCAUGACCAAGGAUGGUGUGAUCAAGGGUGGCAGCGUGAAACGGAUGCCGGAGGAGAAACGCUGGUCGACGGAAGAUUUCGAUCAGAUGUGUGGCACUCCGUGGAAGAUGAGGCCACAGAAGCCAGAAGACUUGGACGCACCAAUAGCGAUUGCAAUGCCUGCAAUUGAGCCUGGCGUACGACUGAUGCCAGUCCCAGCGGAUCGAGAUUCGCUGCCAAGGAACCUCUAUGUCAAGAAAGCCGACGCGUCAGCGGACGCGGAUGAGCCGAAUGAGUUGGUCCUGCGGGAUGGCCCAGAUGAUGCUGUCGAGAUGGCGGCAGAUGCAGCCAUUGGACAACCCGAGGGUCGAGUCGGACCUUUGGUCCGACCGGACCCGGUGAGACGUCCUUUGGAGGAGGAAGGGUCUUCCCCAGGAGGGGCAGCCAAGAGGCAGAAGUCUCCGGAGAAGAGGGGACAAAAGAGAGAAGGUGAAGAGAGCCAUCGAGAAGCUCAGGUGGCUGAAAGAGAAGAGGCCCGUGGAUCUAACGAUCCAGCACCUCCAGCUCAAGGAAGUGGGGCACCGGCAGCUCAGAGUCAAGGAUCUGGGCAAUCGGACAUGGUUUCCGUUUUGGAAGCCAACAUGUUUCAUAAACUGGAGUCCAAGAAAGAGAUCUACGAGAUCAGCCAACUACUGUGCUCCAUGGGAAUCAGCAAAAGCGACGUGGCCGAGAUCUACAAUCCCGAGCGUUUCACUUCGAAGGCUAACCUUUUCGGUCUUCGACCUGGAUUUGCAGUUGAUUUGAUGGUUUCCAAGAACUCGAAAGGAGACCAUUGGGAUCUGUCAAAGGACACAGAUCAGCGAGAGUUGAAGAGGCUCCUGAAGAAGGAGAAACCGCUAUUCCUUGUCGGAUCACCUCCGUGUGGGCCAUUUAGUCCACUUCAGAAUCUCAGCAAGUACAAAAGAACGGAUGAAGAGAAUCAGCAGAUCUUAGAAGAAGGUCGAAUGCACUUGAAGCUUCGAGUUCGAGGCGAACUCAGUACCUUGGCAGAGCUCACAUCGGGUCCCUCACCCGAUGAUACCUCAAAUGACCAAACCGAAAGCUUCGUGGACGAGACUGUCAGCGACUAUGUGGACUCAGUGACAGGCAUGCCACUGGACCCUGUGAAAGUUUUGGAAGCCAGAAAGGAAGAGAUGAAGUGGGUGGAGAAGCAGCAGCUAUGGGAUGUUGUUCCCACCACUAUGUGCUGUGAGGAGACCAACCGAGAUGGUACGUCAAUGUGCGUACUCAAUAGAGUGAUCAGCUAUGACAAGACGACUGGCGUGUUGGACUAUGAAGCAGAUCCACGCCAUGCUGAAUACAUCGUGAAAGCCCUAAACUUGGAAGGUUGCAAACCGGUUAGUACACCGGCGGAAAAGCAGAAAAUACAAGAUGUUAUCGCGGCUGAAGAACAGCCCGAUUUGGAACCAGAACAAGUUUCACAAUACAGGUCUCUUACUAUGCGAGCUGCUUACCUGUCAAUGGAUCGUGCCGACCUGGCUGAAGCAACGAAGUCACUUGCUCGGCACAUGCAAAAUCCUACCGAAUAUGCUUGGGGAAAGCUCAAGACGAUCUACAGGAAAUGUUGA
Cladocopium goreaui is the source of this 2460-nucleotide messenger RNA. The record is from the annotation of a GenBank genome assembly. NCBI's taxonomy places the organism in Eukaryota, Dinophyceae, Suessiales, Symbiodiniaceae.